AACACGUUUUACUGUACUUGUAUUCUCUAAACAAACUUGACUUAAGAGGGAAGAUGGACUUCAAUUAUCUGCUAUAUUCAAUGUUAUUAUGUUCAAUGUGUUGUGGUCUGACAUUUGGACAGGGAAGUGUCCCUAUUGUUUUAGCCACAUGGGGAUUUGCACAACAGCCAACUGACAAAGCAUGGGAGAAACUCCAAGCAAAUAAAGGCCCCUUAGAUGCAGUACAAUCUGGUUGUGAAUAUUGUGAGUUCAACCACUGUGCCUCAUCAGUAGGUUAUGCCAACAACUUUGAUGAGAAUGGGGAGACGACACUUGAUGCAAUGCUGAUGGAGGGAAAGACACAUAAGGUUGGUGGUGUAGCUGCUAUUAAGAGGGUAGUGAAUGCUAUAGGUGUUGCUAGGGCAGUAAUGGAUUACACAACACAUACAUUGCUUACAGGAGAGUCAGCCACCAGUUUUGCCAGGGAGAUGGGGUUCCCUGUGUUAGAGAAAACCACAUUAACCAAUGCAACAUUAUUCCAAUAUUUGAGGUGGAGAUAUAGGGACUGCCAACCUAACAAUCGUAAAAAUGUGAAGAACAAGUGUUUGUGUGGCCCUUAUUCUCCUUUAGACAGUGUUGAAGAACAUUCCCCCAAUGAACUUACUACCUGGAAAGACUUGAUAUUGCUCAAGAAACUAGCAGGAGAUGCCUCAAUGGAGAAUCUGGAUGAUCAUGAUACAUUAGGUGUAUUGGCUAUUGAUGCUAAAGGUGAUAUUGCAGCAGGAGUGACCACCAAUGGGAUGAGACGUAAAGUGCCAGGAAGAGUAGGCGAUUCCCCAAUCCCAGGUUCAGGGGCAUAUGUGGAUAAUGAUAUAGGGGGCGCUGUGUGUACUGGUGAUGGAGAUAUCAUGAUGAGAUUUCUACCCAGUUACCAUGCAGUUCAGAUGUUACAGUUUGGAUUGACGCCCACCCAGGCAGGACACGAUGCCAUGCUCAGAAUCUUGAAAGUUUAUCCUUUCUUCUCAGGGGCCUGUAUUGUUGUCAAUAAACAGGGAGAACAUGGAGCAGGGUGUACUAUGGCUCGGUUCCCUAUGUAUGUGAGGACCAGUAACAUGGAUAGUGCCACACUUUUGAGAGUAAACUGUACAAUACCUGAGACACCAUAUUUUAAUAUAAAG
This is a messenger RNA of Owenia fusiformis, 1157 nucleotides long. NCBI's taxonomy places the organism in Eukaryota, Metazoa, Annelida, Polychaeta, Sabellida, Oweniidae. The record is from the annotation of a GenBank genome assembly.